Falco peregrinus (peregrine falcon) is the source of this 6019-nucleotide messenger RNA. It is a transcript of the gene TRABD2A, whose product is annotated as TraB domain containing 2A. NCBI's taxonomy places the organism in Eukaryota, Metazoa, Chordata, Aves, Falconiformes, Falconidae. Gene Ontology annotation, biological process: negative regulation of Wnt signaling pathway. The coding region runs from base 34 to 1551 and encodes 505 amino acids. The record is from RefSeq and is a predicted model, not a curated record. The transcript is spliced from 7 exons. Gene Ontology annotation, molecular function: metalloendopeptidase activity. Gene Ontology annotation, cellular component: membrane.
CUCAAAUUGUGCCAAGCCUGGGAGCGAGCAGGGAUGGUGCACCCCGGCUGGCUCUGCCUGCUGCAGGGCUCCCUCCUCCUGCUGGCCAGAGCGCGGCAGAGCCGCGGCCCCGCCGGCGCCUGCCCGUCCCACGGAAAGCAAAGCGAGCUGAACUCCUUCCUGUGGACCAUCAAGAGAGAUCCCCCGUCUUACUUCUUUGGCACUAUCCAUGUUCCGUACACACGUGUCUGGGAUUUCAUCCCAGAGAACUCCAAGAAGGCCUUCCAGCACAGCCACAUUGUGUACUUUGAGCUGGACCUCACUGACCCCUACACCAUCUCCGCUCUCACCAGCUGCCAGCUCCUGCCACAGGGGGAGAACCUCCAGGAUGUGCUGCCCCAUGACAUCUACCACCGGCUCAAGCGGCACCUGGAGUAUGUCAAGCUCAUGAUGCCAUCCUGGAUGACCCCAGACCAGCGGGGCAAAGGGCUGUAUGCAGACUACCUCUUCAACGCCAUUGCAGGCAACUGGGAGCGGAAGAGGCCGGUGUGGGUGAUGCUGAUGGUGAACUCUCUGACGGAGGUAGACAUCAAGUCGCGAGGCGUGCCUGUCCUGGAUCUGUACCUGGCCCAGGAAGCGGAGCGGUUGAAGAAGCAGACUGGGGCUGUGGAAAAAGUGGAGGAGCAGUGCCACCCGCUCAAUGGGCUGAACUUCUCCCAGGUGGUCUUUGCUUUGAAUCAGACUCUCUUGCAGCAGGAGAGCCUCCGAGCAGGGAGUUUCCAGAUCCCCUAUACGACAGAAGAUCUUAUCAAGCAUUACAACUGUGGAGACCUCAACUCCAUCAUCUUCAACCAUGACACUUCUCAAGUCCCAAAUUUCAUUAAUGCUACACUUCUGGCCCAUGAACGCAUUACUGCCCAAGAGAUAGACAGCUACUUCCGUCAGGAGCUCAUCUACAAGCGAAAUGAGCGAAUGGGCAGGAGGGUGAAGGAUCUGCUGGAAGAGUACCCAGACAAGAGUUUCUUCUUUGCAUUUGGAGCUGGUCACUUCAUGGGCAACAACACAGUGAUUGAUGUUUUGAGGAAAGAAGGGUACGAGGUAGAACACACUCCAGCUGGACAAGCCAUCAACAAAACCCCCCCCAAAACCUUGUUAGCCUUUUCAUCAUCAUCACCGGCACACAGCGCCUAUGUCACGUCCCAAGAGCUCCCACUGCCGUUGCAUGCCCGGAAGGAGGAGGAGGAGGAAGAAGUCCUACCUCACCUGCUGCUCCCUGACAGCAUCGACAUGCUGGAGAAGGUAGACAGGAAGUACAAAAAGAAGAAAAAGAAGCAGCAGAAGAAGCAAAAACUGCGACAGUUUAAUGACCUCUGGGUUCGCCUUGAAGAAAGUGCUACGGACCCUCCUCCCCGGAUCCGCAUCAUUAACGGCUACAUCACGGUUGAACCGCAGCCCCGGGGCCACAGACGGUCUAGUCACGCUCGUGCAGACACUGGCAGCGCUCACCAGCUUUCCCGUUCCAUUUUCCUCCCACUAUUGACUUUGACUUUACAUAUGAUAAGGCUGCAUUGAAACACAGGGGGAGACAAACUGCAGGGAACUCACCUUAAAAAGCGAAAAAAAGAAACUUACGUGAAAAAAAACAGAAAUAGAAGACUGAGUGGGACACCUGUUCUUUCAGGUGUUCUUAAACUGCCUCCUUUUCCUGAAUCUGGAUCAUUAACACUAUUAACUGGUUUGACCUGCCCAAAGCAGGAGAAGAUAUUUUAAUGAAAGUGUUAGUUAUCCUUCUCUUGCAGAAGAAUGAUUUCAUGUUAUCCCAUAAUGCUUUGGGGAGAUUAUAAUGUUUGCUAUAACAUAGCUGUUGUUUAGCUGUAUGAGCCCAACUAAAUUACACUUUUUUCACCUUCAGUGCCUUGUAAGAAGAUUUACACACACUAACUUGUUUGUUAGACCAGAAUAUCUUGGUCAUACAAGCACAGCUGGGAAAGAGAGGUUAGUAUUUUAUGUCUCUACUGGGUAAUACUUUUAAUUCUUGCUCGUUAGGGCUCCAGAUUACAUUUAAAGGUUCAUGACAACACCUUCUACAAUAGAAUAAACCACUAAAGACUUCUGAACACAGAAUGUUUCUGCCGCCUGUUUGGUGCUGUUGUAAGAUGGGUACACCUGGACCUCCAAUGGCCAGACAAGUUUCAUAAGCACAAACUAAUAUAUGUUUAAGAAAAAAUAUAACCUGGGAGCUUCGCAAUCAUACUGUUGGAUGCUUCCAAAACAGGAAGUUCUCAAGAGCUGAUCUGAGAAAUCCAGAUGCAGGUUUUCCCUCUCUUUCUACAUCACAAAUACAUAGUUAUUUUAUAGAUGGAAUCACUUUUGGGGAUAAAGGGCUUUCUUUUCCUUUUCUGCACAGUUAGACUUCAUUCUAGGAAAUCUUUGCAAGUUUUCCACCAAUUUCAAUGGAAAUUCUCAGACUUUCCAAAUUGUUUUAAGUCCUUUGCUGUCUACUUAAAAUGGACAUGCUGUUGACUGUUGAAUGUAGGAGGCUUGGAAGUGGUGAUGAAUGGUUUUCUCUGUUUGUGCAGGACAACCUCAUUAUCACACUGACUUGUUUAGCGAGCAACAUAUCCCUCCCUCAUCUGAGGAGGGUUUCAUUGCCUGGGAAGGUCUCAUAGGAUUCACCCAUGGGAAGGCUUGGAGCCAAUGUGCUGAGCCUUGUACCUUGGAAACACAGCAGUCACCUGGCCAAGCGAGACAACAGACCCUCAGGUUUUCCUUCCUGUGCAUGUACAUAUGCUUUGCUGCUUUUUUCAUUGCCUCUAAAAAGUACCUCUUCUCAUUCUUCUACUGCACAUGGGAGGAGGAAAAGCAAAUGGUUCUAGCUUUCUUAACAGUUCUUUAAUCUCUUAAUCUCAGAUUUCAGACCCCCCUUCGGAAGAACUGAAUCUGAACAAAUUCUCAAUUUGCUGAGGAAAACUGAGAAAGGAGAGGCUAAAUACCACAGUUUGCAGCCACACUGUGGGGAAAGAAAUAUAUCUAGGCUGAGGCAGAAGAUGGAACCAUCUCAUUGUAUGUUCCUUCUUAUAGGGACUACUACAAGACUUCAGGGUCCUGAAUGCGUUCUGGCUUCCUUGGCUUUACACAGCAGCCGGGCUGGUGAUGUGCCGUCCCUUGUCUCUCUCUCUGGUUGAUCUUUCACUGUCAUAGGCCUGGUGGGUCCAGAGCUGUUUUCCUUGGCCUGAAUAUGACCUGAGGGGAGCAGAUUAGAUGGCAGAUAGCGUGGUUACAAGAUGCACUGCAGGCCUGACAAACUGAGCACGUGUGUACUUACCAGUGCACCUGAAGGGGCAUCAGAUACAUUAUGUCCAAGUGUGUUCUGCCACUUGCUACUCUAUGCAUUGGUAGUGCUUCUCCUCCCCCUCUCCUCUGUCCUUCAGAAGUGCAUGAAGAGGUAUGGCACAGGUCCAAAGGGCUCUGGAAGCACUAGGAGAAGGGGCUGAGGCAUUUCUUUUCUCCAUUACAAGACAAAGGCUGCUGUGUAAAAUAGCCCCAGACUGACCUUUCCCUUUGUUCCCUCCUCCAUGGUUGCUCCUGAGUGUCACCUCUGUGAAAGGAGCUGAGUGGAACAGCCAUGAACGUUUUUCUUAGGUUGGCAUGAGGGAAGAGUAAUUAUAAAACACUCAGGAGUAACAGAGACCUGAAGCAGCACUAUGGAUAAUUCAGUUCUGGUGGCAUAACUUAUUUUGUAGCCUGUGUCCGAGUGCCUGACUAUGUCAGGGAAAUAAAGAUGUCCUUAAACUGUGAUUGAUUGUGUGCCCACAGAAGCUCCAUCCUGGGGGUCUUUCUGCAAAGUAAUCAGAUUCUUUCAAGAUAUUCUUGAGGGUCUCAUGAGCUUGGCUUGGUACCUGUGAACUAACCAAGUGGUUCCUACCCCUCACUUUUUCUUCCAGAGUAGUCUUUGCCGACUGGCCAUAGGACACCAAAGUCUUGAAACUGUGACUGGUAUGGAGAGCAGAGCCUUACUUAACUGCACGUGCUACUCAGCUGUUUACAGUGACCACUGGGGAGUGCUACACUGAGGUCCAGUUGUUUCUCCUUAGUUCCAGAAUAAGAAAAGUUUACCAGGACUGGAACAGCCUGAGGAGCCAUCCUAAUGGCCAAGGUCUGCUCAGGUAUCACCCUUCUUUGAGCAGGAGAGCAUCAGGAAAGCAACCGGUCCCAUCAUGUGCCUGGAAGACUUCACUGUCCCUCUAUCUGUCCCUCCCAAGCAGCUGAGAUAGUUUUUGUGGCCUUGCAAGUGAGAUACUGUCAGGCUUGUGAUGAGUAGCAGACUUGACUCAGAAAUAACUGUGAAAGGUGCAGGUACUCCUUUCGUCAGUGCAAGGGCUGAAAUCUCAUGUUGUCUCCUGAGCUAGGUGCCUCUGCAUUCUCUAACUGCUAUUACAAAGUGUUUGUUACAUCUGAACAUCCUGGUCUCCCUUUUCCAUUCUCUUUCCUUUGUACUUACUGAUUAACCUGUGCACUUUGCUGUUCCCCUUCUUGCUUAAAUAGUUCUCAUAAAUCCUCUCUCCAAUGUUCUCUGUUAACAGAUCUGUUUUGAGAUGGUUGGGACUCUUGCCAUGGGUUCCUUGUGGUCAAGAUUCUCUUUCUCUGUUGGGAGGCUCCUAUUUGAAAAGUUAUUAGCAGAAAUUAGAAACCUACUCACUUCAAAAUGUACUAGUUUGAUAAUAUAUUCUACACACCACCUGAUCAAAUUGUAAUGUUGGAGAGUAUAUGUUAUAACUAUUGCUGAUUUUCAGCAGUGUAUUGUGAAUUCUUGUGAAUAUUUGUUGCUUGACUAAGCUUGACUAAUGGACUACUGUAUUAUGAUAUAUAUGCUUUUUAAUUAUGUUAAAACUUCACAUUUAUGUAUAUAGCAAGGAAAAAAAAGGCAGACAAACAUCCUCCUUGGGAAAAGGGCUUGCUGUUUCCUGAGAUAGUCAGCACUUGCACUUUAUUUCUACUUGCUGAUAAAUGGACCAGGCGUUAGACACCAUUUAUUUUGAACUUAUUUACCUUCCAACAGCUACCUCCUGCAAUUUCACAGCUUUUUCUUUCUGCUGCUGCAUUGAAGCUUUAUUUUCUGAUAUGGUAUUUGGUUAGCAACUAGGAUUCCUUGCAAAGCACUGCAGGAGGCAUGACUUCACUCAAUGUGCUUUAAUACACAGUAAUGUGCUCCUACCUGACACAGAGUUUCUGUGAACUGUGAAUGCUCCUUAGCAAGCUGGUGAUGCAGUGCUGGUUUACUUUCAAACUCUUUCAGAUUGGGAUGUGAAAAAUAAAAACACUUAAAAAAAUAACGUUCUUGUUGUUUAGGUAUGGUCUAAAAAUGUACACAUCCCUCCUAAAUAAUAAUUACAACAAUGUGAGAGGGGAUCAAUAAACUUUGUGGAUUACCUCAUUCUAACUUCUGACAUGCCUUAAGGACCUUGCAUGGUUUUGUUAUUUUAAAGGUGCAGAAGCAUAAAAGAACACAAAGUAAUGCAAAAAACCUUGCUCAGUGAUUUGUAUUUCUUUCUUUUCACUUUGAAACUUUUGAAAGUGGGUGUUUUUUCCUGUUUUUAACCAUUCAUAUAGCAAAAUUACACUUCUAAAACAGAUUAGAGGGAAGAACUGCAGGAGUUACAUGAGGCAGGUAAAUAAAUAAAAAUUAAGAAAUCUAAACAUAUUGUUUCUUUUUUUUUUUUUUUUUCCCCUCUGUGUUCCUUCUGUACUCUCUGCAACAACACUUCAGGGGAAAAUAUCGCACUCUUUAAGUAGGGAAAACAGCCAGGCACUGAAAGAGCAGAUCCCUCUCUUUGAACACCACGGUAGUCUUGUGGCUGAUCUUUCUUGUCUCAGUAGAGUUGAAAGCACAAUUACUCCUUAAAUAUGAUAACAAGCUAAUAUAGUUCAGUGGGUUGUUAUAGCCUCUUUUGAUCAGCUAUUUAAAACACUGUGACACAGCCAGUGUGUAGAAAUCAGGCUGAAACCUCUUAGAUAACCAAGAAAUGUGCUUUAGAAGAUG